Blepharisma stoltei is the source of this 1918-nucleotide messenger RNA. NCBI's taxonomy places the organism in Eukaryota, Ciliophora, Heterotrichea, Heterotrichida, Blepharismidae. The record is from the annotation of a GenBank genome assembly.
AUGAGACCAGCUACAGCAAAUCCAGUCUCCCAGACUUUUCAGCAUAUAAAAACUCGGAGUUUUACCCCAAAUUUUUCAUUUUUUUCCACAUCAAGAAAGCAUGCUCGUAAUGCUUCACAACUAGACAGUUAUAUAGCCCCUUUAGCAGGUGUUAGAAAUUCUCAAUUCCCUCCAAAAGAAGGUGAAAAAAGAGAAAUUGGUGAGCAUCUUGGAGCGCUUAAAAAAAGAUUGAAUUCUUAUAAAGAGGAUUUUGAAAAAACUGAUAAAAAAUUAUUCUGUUUGAAAUAAAAUAAAAUUAAAAUAAACUAAAAAAAUAAAAUAAAAAUAUUAUUUUAAUGAGAAUAGAAGCUUUAAACUUACAAUUUUCUCAAUAUAACGCAAUUGAAGAAAGCUGCUUAGCCAGAAUUUCUCGACAAGAAGGAAAAAUUAAGAGUUUAACAGAAAAAACUGAGGAAACCAAAAACUUGCAAAUUAAUGAGGAUUUCAAUAGACAAGUAAAUCUACAUAUUUUAGAAAGAAUGAGGCAGACAAAAAUUCAUUUAGACUUCCAAAAGCAGUCCUUACUCGAACAGUUGAAAUUGAAAAAUUAUUAUUUAAAAGAUGAGAAGAGAAAACAGUUAGUCAGCAGAGAUGGAAUGUAUAAAGGAAUUGUAGCCUAUAAAAAUCUGCGGCAAAAUGUUUCUGAUGAGCAAAAAGCUCAUAAUAUGCAGCUAGAAAUAGUAGAAAAGGACUAUAAAUUUACUAUUGGAGCUAAUGAUAGAAGAGAGGAUAGAAAACAUAGACAAGAAGAAAUUUCAGAAGCAGCCGCAAAUGAAGAUAGAGAUAUGAGGUACAAUAAAAUGAGGGAAGCUUUAUUGCUGAAUAAAACCUGAUACAAACACUUAGGGAAUACUUUAAAAGUCCAAACAGAAAGGUCUAAAUCAAUAGAAGAAGCUUUUCAAAAAAUCAGAGCUGUGACUGGGCUUUAUGAUAUUCAAGAAGUUGUGCAAAGAUUUUUAACAAGAGAACAAUCAUAUGCACAGCUAUCCAGCAUGGUCACAGAAAGCAAAGCUAUAUGUGAUAACUAUAAAAAGAAAAAUACAGAAUUAGUAAAAAUUAUUCAUGAGUUUAAACUUGCAGAUCAGGCUAAUAAAAAGGUGAAUAAAGAAAAUUUGAAAAAUCAAAUCGCAAAAUGUAGCGAAAAUCUUGGAAAAGAAAAAGAAAAAUUUUUUCGUUUGACGGAAACCAGGACGAAUACGUUGUUAUGGGGGAGAAAAAUGCUAGGGAAAUUUAAUAAAAAUUAUAAGGAUGAAGGCAGUGAUAAUGUCAAAGAAGUUAUGAUAAGUUUAGCAAAAGAGGUUAAAUUGGCUGUAAGUAAGGCCAAAGAAUUAAAUUUGCCAUUAAAUAUAGUGAUUAGAUUAAAGCUAGAAUGGGUCUUUUGGGGUUAUUUCAGCCCUCUCCGCCUUGCUGAGAUCAGACUCUAUGUCUACCAUCAUCAGUUUGCGACCACCUUUUUCUGUUGACGUCACCGAAAAAAUGUUGCAUCGCCAUCUCUAGUGGUGUCCCGACCAGGGAGAAAAAAACGACCCUGGACACAAAGUUUCCAGUCCCUUUUGCAUAGAAAAAAAAACCUGAGGGCAUGGGGAGAAGGGCGGGUGGGACAAUUUUAUUUGUGUUAAAUAUAGUGAAAAAAGAAAGCUUUACUGAAAUCCAAGGGAUUUUUAAAGGUUUUUCACAAGCUCAAAAAGAAAAAAUGCUAAGAGUUGACCCUAAAGAAAUCAUUAAAAAAGAAGCAUCAAUUGAAGAUUUAUCUCCAGCAGUAUUUACAGCUGAAAUCACAGAAGAGCCUUCAGACAAAAAAUAUAAAAUCAAUCCUUACGCUCCAGAAAAAGAAAUUAAUAGCUCAUUUAGACGCGUUAAAUAUGACAAACAUAAGUAA